Rhizophagus irregularis DAOM 181602=DAOM 197198 is the source of this 298-nucleotide messenger RNA. The record is from RefSeq and is a predicted model, not a curated record. NCBI's taxonomy places the organism in Eukaryota, Fungi, Glomeromycota, Glomeromycetes, Glomerales, Glomeraceae.
AAUGAAGAUAAUAAUAUUGAUAACAGUAGCGAUACCUCUUCAACUGAGAAAAAUGAUGAAUCAUCGGCUGAAAAUUCUAAUAAGCCAAAAUUUCAACAACCUCCCGAAAAUGUUUCGGAAACUAACAAUGAAGAUGAUAAUAUUGAUAACAGUAGAGAUACUUCUUCAACUGAGUUAAAUGAUGAAUCAUCGGCUGAAAAUCCUAAUAAGCCAAAAUUUCAACAAUCUCCCGAAAAUGUUUCGGAAACUAAUAAUGAAGAUAAUAAUAUUGAUAACAGUAGAGACACCUCUUCAGCUG